AAAAUAUUAACCUUUACCUUUUUUUUAAGGUCAAGGUCUACAUCAAUAAAUGUAUAAUCUCCUACGGUUAAUUUUAAUUCAUAGGUUAUAUAUGGUCACGUUCAGAUAUAAGAGAUGGUUAAGUUUAGGUAUUGGGUUACAGAUGGUUAAGUUUAGGCUGAGGUAUGUUUGGAGGUAUGGUUAACUUUAAUACAUAUGUCAGUUGAGUUUAAUCCAUGGACCUAUUAAAAACGGUUUGAUCACGUUUUCAAGAAUUAUUGCGUUAUUAUCUGAUGAUUCGCCUGCCUUGGCAAAACAAACUCGUGUCACGAGGGUCCUAGAACUGCGGUCCUGUAGCUGCAGGCUCCGGUUUCACAGGACCGCACGCCACACCUCUCCAGUAUGGCCGCCGUCCUGUAGUGUGCGCCGGGGAUCACAGACACCGGGAACCGUAGCUCCGAUUGUGAACCAUGUCUGCGCUACUUUUACUGAAGAACCUGCCAUGCAUGAGGAGGUCCUACCUGAGCGUCGGCCGGCAGUCGGUCGGACUUUAUUACCACACUGAUAAGGGGGUCUACGGCUACCGGCCCAGACGACUGGCCCAGGACGCGGAGCUUGAGAGGGGUCCGGGGUCUGCUCUGAACCAAGAUCAUGGUGUGGCCCGACUGGUUGAAGCAUAUCGAGCACAUGGGCACAAAGCAGCUAAAAUUAACCCCUUGCUACCCCAGCAGCCCGUGUUAGACAAUGUCCCAGAGAUAGAGCUGUUGACCAGGACGCUACAAGGACAGGUCAACACCUCAGGACUGCGUCACUUUGGGCGGGAGCAGGCCUCGGCGGAGGAGGUGGUCUCCUACCUGGAGGGGGUCUACUGCGGCCCCAUCUCCGUGGAGACCAGCCAGCUCAGCACGCUGGAGGAGAGAGAGUGGAUGGCCGAGCGCUUUGAGGAGCUCCGGCAGCACACCUUCUCCCCCGAGGAGAGGAGACGGCUGGCCACCAUCAUGCUACAGUCUCAGGAGUUCGACCAUUUCCUGGCCACCAAGUUCGCCACGGUGAAGCGGUACGGCGGCGAGGGGGCAGAGAGCAUGAUGGGAUUCUUCGACGAGCUCUUCCACCAGUCCGCCCACAGCGGGGUGACCGACGUCAUCAUCGGGAUGCCCCACAGGGGGCGUCUGAACCUGCUCACCGGACUGCUGAAGUGCCCCCCCGAGCUGAUGUUCCGAAAGAUGCGGGGCCUGAGCGAGUUCCCCGAGGGCUCGCCCUCCAUCGGCGACGUGCUGUCCCACCUGACCUCGUCGGUGCACCUGGAGCUGGGUGCGGCCCGGCCGCUGCACGUCACCAUGCUGCCCAACCCCUCCCACCUGGAGGCCGUCAACCCCGUGACGCAGGGCAAGGCCCGGGCGCGGCAGCAGCUCCGCGGGGAGGGCGACUACUCCCUGGAGGACGGGGCCCGCCCGGGGGACCGUGUCAUCUGCCUGCAGGUCCAUGGCGAUGGGUCCUUCCCCGGCCAGGGGAUCGUCCCAGAGACCUUCACCAUCUCAUGCCUCCCCCAUUACAGAGUCGGUGGGAGCAUCCACCUCAUUGUGAACAACCAAGUGGGCUAUACCACUCCGUCUGAGCGGGGGAGGUCCUCCCUGUACUGCUCUGAUGUUGGUAAGAUGGUGGACUGCGCGGUGAUCCACGUGAACGGCGACUGUGCGGAGGAGGUGCUGCGCGCUACGCGGCUCGCCGUGGAGUACCAGCGGCACUUCAGGAGGGACGUGAUCCUGGACCUGCUCUGCUACCGGCAGUGGGGCCACAACGAGCUGGACGAGCCCUCCUUCACCAACCCCUCCAUGUACCGCAUCAUCCGCUCCAGGCAGAGCGUCCCGGACUCCUACUCGGACCAGCUGAUCUCUGAGGGCCUGAUGACGGAGGCGGAGCGGGCGGAGAUCAAGUCGGCGCACUACGCCCUGCUCAACGACAAGCUGGCCGCCACGCCGCAGUACAGCCCCGCCCCCUCCAACCUGCAGGGCCGCUGGGGGGGCCUGGAGGAGCCCGGGGCCCGCGUCUCCUCCUGGGACACCGGGGUCCCCGCCCCCCUGCUGCAGUACGUGGGGGCCAAGUCGGUGGAGGUCCCGGAGCACAUCGCACUGCACACGCACCUGGGGAAGACCCACGUUCAGGCUCGGCUGCAGAAGAUCCAGGACGGCACCAAGCUGGACUGGUCCACCGCGGAGGCCAUGGCCUUUGGCUCUCUCCUCUGCCAGGGCUUCCACAUCCGUAUCAGCGGGCAGGACGUGGGCAGAGGGACCUUCAGCCAGAGGCACGCCAUGAUGGUGUGUCAGGACACCAGCGACAUGCACAUCCCCCUCAACCACAUCAGCCCCCAGCAGACCGGCUUCCUGGAGGUGUGUAACAGCCCCCUGUCGGAGGAGGCGGUGCUGGGCUUCGAGUACGGUAUGAGCAUCGCCCAGCCGCGCCUGCUGCCCAUCUGGGAGGCCCAGUUCGGAGACUUCUUCAACGGGGCCCAGAUCAUCUUCGACACGUUCCUCUCCGGAGGCGAGGCCAAGUGGCUGCUGCAGAGCGGGAUGGUGAUCCUGCUGCCCCACGGCUACGACGGGGCCGGCCCCGAGCACUCCUCCUGUCGCAUGGAGCGCUUCCUGCAGAUGUGCAACAGCUCGGAGGAGGGUGUGGACGGGGACGACGUCAACAUGGCGGUGGUGCACCCCACCACGCCCGCCCAGUACUUCCACCUGCUGCGCCGCCAGAUGGUCCGCAACUUCCGCAAGCCGCUGAUCGUGGCGGGCCCCAAGAUGCUGCUCCGCUUCUCGGGGGCGACCUCCAGCCUGGCGGAGCUGGGUCCCGGGACGUCCUUCAGACCCGUGCUGGGCGACGACUCGGCCUCCCCUGAAAGCGUCCACAAGGUGGUGCUGUGCUCAGGGAAGCACUACUACGCCCUGCUGAAGCAGAGGGAGGCGCUCGGAGCCAAUCAGAGCACGGCGCUGGUCCGGGUGGAGGAGCUGUGCCCCUUCCCGCUGGAGGCCCUGCAGACGGAGCUCCAGAGAUACACCAACGCCACAGAGUUCGUGUGGAGCCAGGAGGAGCCUCAGAACAUGGGCCCCUGGCCCUUCGUGGCCCCGCGCUUCGAGAGGCAGCUGGCCUGCAAGCUCCGAUUGGUCAGCCGGCCGGCUCUCCCCGCCCCCGCGGUGGGCAUCGGGGCGAUUCACCAGCAGCAGCAGGAAGCCAUCCUGACCGCCACCUUCUCCUAGGACGGCCAAUCAGGGCACUAGGAACCACCCAACCGCUUGACUGUGAAAUACUACUGGAAGGAAGGGGGGGAGGAGGGAGAUAGGGUGGGGGGGGGAGAGUUAGGGUGGAGGUGAGAGGGAGAAGUUGAGUAUUGUGUCAUGUGUGGUUUUUGACCGUUUUGUUUUUCUAAUAUGUUGCAUCACCAUGAGGUCAAAGGUCAUCAAAGGCUAUAUCAGUUUGUUGUUUACUGCCAUGGAAGACAUUUAAAGUGUCUGUGUUCAUCUCUCAGCCGGUGGGGGGGGUCUGGUGUUUGAAUCCCCCAGUGUUUAGUUGAACACGCUCAACUCAUCCAUCAGUGCUCUGAUCGUCAUCUCCAAAGUACUCCUUUGCUUGUCCCACAAGUGUCUCUCUUUAGAACUCGGUCUGAGGCCGAUGUCUCUGUGACGGCGUUCUCCCGUACUCCCACAUGGGUUCAGACGGAUGGCAAACUGCUCUUGAACUGCAAACCGAACAUCAGAAUGGACCCCAUGCCUGUAAUCAGACUGUAUUUUUAAUUGUUCAUGGAAGAAUGUCAAUCAUCAGAAAAACAAGGGCUUAUACUGUACAAGUUGAUCAAAUUGUAAUAUUUUCAAAUAAAUCUAUUUUG
Messenger RNA from Gadus chalcogrammus (walleye pollock), 3853 nucleotides. RefSeq names its product dehydrogenase E1 and transketolase domain containing 1 (gene dhtkd1). The coding region runs from base 450 to 3227 and encodes 925 amino acids. Gene Ontology annotation, biological process: tricarboxylic acid cycle. NCBI's taxonomy places the organism in Eukaryota, Metazoa, Chordata, Actinopteri, Gadiformes, Gadidae. Gene Ontology annotation, molecular function: oxoglutarate dehydrogenase (succinyl-transferring) activity; thiamine pyrophosphate binding. The record is from RefSeq and is a predicted model, not a curated record. The transcript is spliced from 17 exons.